AUGACUGAUUGGGGCCCAGGUCAGAAUCAUAUAGUCCUACAAAAUGAGAAUAAACAAUUUUAUAGGCCAGAAGUUUUUGGAGAAUCUUUAACUUAUGAUAAGAUUGUACCAUUAUUUAUAAAUGAUAUAAAACAUUCAGUAAAUUUAUUUAGAAUAUAUAAACAUGUAUAUUUUCAACUAAGUGAUAUAAUUAUGAUCAAUAAUUGGCCAAUUAGUAAAGUUGAAAUAUUUGGAAGAAUAGUUGGAGAAAUUUAUCAACCUGAAAAAGGGUUUGCAAAAUUAAAUAUUGAUGAUUGUUCAGGUAAAAAACUGAUAUUUGUUUUAAAUAUUCCUUAUAAUUGUAUAAUUGAAAGCAAUAUCAAAACAUUGCAAGAAAAUUAUGGUAAAUUAGUUAUAAUCAAUGGGUUUUUUCAUAAUAAUAAAUUAAUAGUGGAGAAUCUACGGCUUGAAUCUGAUGAUACUCAAUUGGAAUUUAAAUUAUGGAGUGAAAGAGUUGAAUUUAGAGAAUCAGUUUUGAAAGUACCAUGGAUUUUCAAACCUGGAGAAAAGAUUAAUGAACAAAAGGAGAUUGUUUAUGGAUUUAGUCAAAGGGAGUUAGCUCGCAAAGAAGAAAGGAAAAGAUUAAGUUUAACACUGGAUGAUAUAACAAUGACAAGUGGGAUUGAAGAUUCUUUGGUGGUGCUUGAAAAUAAGAUGGUAAUAGAUUUGACUGACGAACCAGAGGUGAUUGAAAUUAUUGAUGAAGAUGUUCAUCAGAAUAAGAUCAGAUUUGUUAAUAUGAUUAAAGAGUGUUUAAUAACAGUGAUUGAAAGUUCUUUUGAAGAAAUCGCGUUAGCAGAUUUAAUCAAAAGUGACCCCAUCAGUUCCAUAAUAAACCAAUUUGAAGGAGUAGAUCUGAUAGCUAAUAGAAUUGGAUUAUAUUUCGAAAAGUCGGAUUUAUUCACUUUCGAAAAUGGAGUAAUAGGUAGUUCCAAGUUUGAUCAAAUGUAUCAUAAUAUUUUAAAACAUUUGAAUGAGAAAUCUCUGUUCAAUGUUAAUAAAUAUGUCAUUCACGUCCAGGAGAAGUUAUCAAUGCAAAAUAUAGAUCCAAAAUUGAUAAACUUUAUAAUCAAUUAUCUUUUAGUAAAUAGGAAAGUACAUAAGAAAUGGUCUUAUCUGAAUAAUAAAUGGAUUAGUACAUAG
Messenger RNA from Lodderomyces pseudojiufengensis, 1182 nucleotides. RefSeq names its product Stn1p (gene STN1). Bases 1 to 1182 code for a protein of 393 amino acids. The transcript has a single exon. Lineage: Eukaryota; Fungi; Ascomycota; Pichiomycetes; Serinales; Debaryomycetaceae. The record is from RefSeq and is a predicted model, not a curated record.